Antrostomus carolinensis (chuck-will's-widow) is the source of this 647-nucleotide messenger RNA. It is a transcript of the gene D2HGDH, whose product is annotated as D-2-hydroxyglutarate dehydrogenase. Gene Ontology annotation, molecular function: FAD binding; catalytic activity. The annotation marks the transcript as partial. The record is from RefSeq and is a predicted model, not a curated record. Lineage: Eukaryota; Metazoa; Chordata; Aves; Caprimulgiformes; Caprimulgidae. The transcript is spliced from 4 exons. Gene Ontology annotation, cellular component: mitochondrion.
GUACUGCUAUGAGAGGAACCUGGCAGUGAACCCGCAGGGGGGUAACACAGGCCUUGUUGGGGGCAGCGUUCCUGUCUUUGAUGAGAUCAUUCUCUCCACUGUUCUCAUGAACCGGAUCAUCAGCUUUGACAAUGUGUCUGGAAUCCUUGUGUGCCAAGCUGGCUGCAUCUUAGAGAAACUCAACGAGUCCUUGGAGGAGCAGGGGUUUAUCAUGCCGCUUGACUUGGGAGCAAAAGGCAGCUGUCACAUCGGUGGUAAUGUGGCCACAAAUGCCGGCGGCUUGCGGCUCUUGAGAUACGGCUCUCUCCGAGGGACAGUGCUAGGACUGGAAGUGGUGCUGGCUGAUGGCUCAGCUCUGGACUGCUUGGCCUCUUUGCGCAAAGAUAACACUGGCUACGAUUUGAAGCAGCUCUUCAUUGGAUCUGAGGGGACCUUGGGAGUUAUCACUGCUGUCUCCAUACUCUGUCCUCAGAAACCUAGGGCUGUGAAUCUGGCAUUCCUAGGAUGUCAGAGUUUCUCCAAGAUUUUGGAAACAUUUACAACCUGCAGAGCCAUGCUGGGAGAGAUCCUGUCUGCCUAUGAGUUCAUGGAUGAGAAGUGCAUGGAAUUGGUUGAGGGACAUCUCAAGCUGUCCAGCCCAGUGGCAG